AUGGAAAAAAAAAAAAAUAGUAGAGUAUCUUCUACUUUUAAUGAAAAAUUAAAUUUCAAUAAAUCUUAUUUAGAUUUAAGUAAUUAUAGCAAAGCAAAUUAUAAUAAGCAAAACUCAAUAAAUAAUACAAAUGAAAUUUGUGAAUUUUUCACUAGUAUAACAAUUAAUCAAAAAGAUUUAAGCAAAAAAUAUGAGCAGUUGUUUUCAUUAAUUAAAAAGUUUGGAAAAGAAAUUAAGUAUUUACUCAACAAAAAUGAUGAAUAUAAUAAUUUACUCAUUGAUACAAAUGAAUAUAUUAAAAAAAUAAAAACAAAAUUAAAUAAUUCUUCAUACAAUAAUUUUGAAAAUAUUGAAGUAGAAUUAUGUGAAGAUACAAAUAACAUUGAUAUAAUAGCAAAAUUAAUAACGUAUCUUUUUAAAGAAGUUGGUUAUUACAACAAAAAUUCUUAUGAAUUGAAUAGAAAAAUAGAUGAUUUAAAAAGAGGUGUUGGAAACAAAGAAGAUUACACUAUUUUAGAAAGGAAAUUAACUUUAAAAAAUGAAGAAUUAAAAAAAGAAAUGAUAAAUAAUAUGAGUUCUUUAAAAGAACAGCAAGAUUUAAAAAUAAAAAUUAAAGAAGAUAGAAAUAUCUAUAGAAAAGAUUUACAACAUAUUUAUCAAAAAUUUCUUUAUUUAAUUUUGAACAUUUUACUACGUGAUAAAAAAUAUAAAAUACAAAAGAAUUUUUUUAUUACUUGGUUAAAUAAUGUGAAAAAUAAAAAAAAAGCAACAAAGAAAAUAAUUAAAUCUUUAUGCAAAAAAGAAGAGUAUUUAUUAUCCUAUAGUGUAAAAAAAUUAAAGAAUAACUGUUACGAAAUACAUUUGAAGGAUAUAAUUGCCUCUAUGUUAGAUAUUAAUGCAAAUGAUAAUAAAACAAAUUAUGGUUAUAUAGAUAAUAUUCAAAAAAGUAAAAAGAGCAAUGUAUAUUUAAAUUUCAAUAAUAAUAAUAAUAAUAAAAUGAAAAAAAGUAGCUUAUUAAUUAACUGUGACAAUGCUAAUAAGACCAAAAAAAGUGAAGCUUCAAUUUUUUAUGGUAAUUUUGAUAAUAGUAAAAUAAGACAAAGUGAAAUAUCCAAUACUUAUGAUGGUUUUGAAAAUAUUUUAUACAAAAAGAGUGAUAUAACAAAAUUUUAUGAUGACAAAAAUAAUGAAAAUAACGAUUAUGAUAAAAAUAAUUCUUUUUAUGAGGCAACCCGAGAAUCAAAUUACAACAUAGAAAAAGUAUAUGAUAGAUUUCUUUAUCAAAUGAAAGAUAAAGCUGACAAAAAAAAUGUAGAUAUAUUACAUCAAACUAUUAAAAAGUUAAAUUAUAAAAUCAAUGAAAUUAAAAACACAUUAGAAAUGCAAAAAAAGAUAAACGAAGAAUUAUUCAAAAAUGUGCCAUUAGAAAAAAUUUCUUCAAAUUACAAGAAUAGUAUAAAUAGGAAAUUGUCAGAUACAGAUUAUAAUACCUCAAUUGAUAAUAAUGAUUCGUUAAAUAUUCUUUCAGAAAAAACCUUAAGUGAAUAUUUAUUAAAUAAAAAUACGUCAAGAAAUAUGAGUAAAAAUAAUAAUACAAGUAGAAAAUAUGUUAUAAAAAAAAAAAAUGAAGAUGAUAAAAUGUUUGAGCAUUAUAGAAAAAAAAACUCGGAUGAUUUAUCAAAAAAAAAAAUAUAUGAUAAUAUAGAUAAAUGGAAUUUAAAUAAUAAAUAUUCCAAAAAUAAUUCUAUGGAUACAGUAAAUGUCGAUAAAAAUUACGUAAAUCAAAGAAAAUUAAAAGAUAAUGCAGAUAAUAUAUAUAUAAAAAAUAAAAAGAAUAAUAUAAAAAAAGAUUUCAAUGAUAAUAAUAAUGAUAAUUAUUCUCCAUCUAAUAUUAGGCUUAUCCUAAGAACAGGAGGAGGUUUUAGAAAGUUAAGCGAACACGAUCAGAAAAAUUAUAUAGAAAAAAUAAAUUUCUUGAAUGAUAAUAAUUUAUUAGGCUAUGAAACAAAUUUAAAUAUUAAAAUAAAGGGACCUCCGUUUAUUCAAAAUGUGCCAAAUAAUAUUCAAAAUACAUUCAAAAAAGAAAAAAGACAUAGAUCUCUUUCUAAAUUUUAUAAUAUGCAUUAA
This is a messenger RNA of Plasmodium gallinaceum, 2127 nucleotides long. Its product is annotated as conserved Plasmodium protein, unknown function. The coding region runs from base 1 to 2127 and encodes 708 amino acids. The transcript is spliced from 2 exons. The record is from RefSeq and is a predicted model, not a curated record. Lineage: Eukaryota; Apicomplexa; Aconoidasida; Haemosporida; Plasmodiidae.